AGCAGGAGGGAAGGGUGUGUCACAUAUCGGAUUGCGAGGCAGACGAGAAAAUGUCAGGUCCGGCUGUGGGCAUCGAUCUGGGCACCACGUAUUCGUGCGUGGGGGUCUUCCAGCACGGCAAGGUGGAAAUCAUCGCCAACGACCAGGGCAACCGCACCACCCCCAGCUACGUCGCCUUCACGGACACCGAGAGGCUGAUAGGGGACGCGGCCAAGAACCAGGUGGCCAUGAACCCGGCCAACACCAUCUUCGAUGCCAAGCGGCUCAUCGGCCGCCGCUUUGACGACCCCACGGUGCAGUCGGACAUGAAGCACUGGCCCUUCACCGUGGUGAGCGAAGGCGGCAAGCCCAAGGUGCAGGUGGAGUACAAGGGCGAGGUGAAGACCUUCUUCCCCGAGGAGGUCUCCUCCAUGGUCCUGAUCAAGAUGAGGGAGAUCGCCGAGGCCUACCUGGGCAAGAAGGUGCCCAGCGCCGUCAUCACCGUGCCCGCCUACUUUAACGACUCGCAGCGCCAGGCCACCAAGGACGCGGGGGUCAUCGCUGGCAUCAACGUGCUGCGCAUCAUUAACGAGCCCACGGCUGCAGCGAUCGCCUACGGGCUGGACAAGAAGGGCGCCGGCGGAGGCGAGAAGAACGUGCUCAUCUUCGACCUGGGCGGGGGCACCUUUGACGUGUCCGUCCUGACCAUCGACGACGGCAUCUUCGAGGUGAAGUCCACGGCCGGGGACACCCACCUGGGCGGCGAGGACUUCGACAACCGCAUGGUCAACCACUUCGUGGAUGAGUUCAAGCGCAAGCAUAAGAAGGACAUCAGCGGCAACAAGCGGGCUCUGCGGAGGCUGCGCACCGCCUGCGAGCGGGCCAAGCGGACCCUGUCCUCCAGCACCCAGGCUAGCAUCGAGAUCGACUCGCUGUACGAGGGCGCCGACUUCUACACGUCCAUCACCCGGGCCCGCUUCGAGGAGCUCAAUGCCGAUCUGUUCCGGGGCACCCUGGAGCCCGUGGAGAAGGCGCUGCGGGACGCCAAGCUCGACAAGGCUCAGAUCCGCGAGAUCGUGCUGGUCGGCGGCUCCACCCGCAUCCCCAGGAUCCAGAAGCUGCUGCAGGACUUCUUCAACGGCAAGGAGCUCAACAAGAGCAUCAACCCGGACGAGGCGGUAGCCUACGGGGCGGCGGUGCAGGCGGCCAUCCUCACCGGGGACCGCUCGGAGAACGUGCAGGACCUGCUGCUGCUGGACGUGGCCCCGCUCUCCCUGGGCAUCGAGACGGCCGGCGGGGUGAUGACGGCGCUCAUCAAGAGGAACACCACCAUCCCCACCAAGCAGACCCAGGUCUUCACCACCUACUCGGACAACCAGAGCAGCGUGCUGGUGCAGGUCUUCGAGGGCGAGAGGUCCAUGACCCGGGACAACAACCUGCUGGGCAAGUUCGACCUGACGGGGAUCCCACCUGCCCCGCGAGGGGUGCCGCAGAUCGAGGUGACCUUUGACAUCGACGCUAACGGCAUCCUGAACGUGACGGCGGCGGACAAGAGCACCGGCAAGGAGAACAAGAUCACCAUCACCAACGACAAGGGCCGGCUCAGCAAGGAGGACAUCGAGCGCAUGGUGAACGAGGCUGAAAAGUACAAGUCCGAGGACGAGGCUAACAUGGAGCGAGUGGCCGCCAAGAACGCCUUGGAGUCCUACACCUAUCACAUGAAGCAGACCGUGGAGGACGAGAAGCUCAAAGGCAAGCUGAGCGACCAAGACAAGGAGAAGGUUCUGGCCAAAUGCAAGGAGGUCAUUGAUUGGCUGGACAGGAAUCAGGCGGCCGAAAAAGACGAGUUUGAGCACCAGCAGAAGGAGCUGGAGAAGCUUUGCAACCCGAUCAUCACCAAGCUAUACCAAGGAGGAGCCCAAAAACCCGGCCCUGGGGGGGCCGCGGCCGGCGGACCUACCAUCGAGGAAGUGGAUUAACCCUCCGCGACCUCCGCAACGGGCCGCUCGUUAAUAACCAGUCGCCGUCUUCCUGUGCGAGUGCCAGCGCUCCUUGUGAACAGUCCAGCGCUGAAGCGGUUAAACGC
Molecule: messenger RNA, 2065 nt
Organism: Spea bombifrons (plains spadefoot toad)
Lineage: Eukaryota; Metazoa; Chordata; Amphibia; Anura; Pelobatidae
Gene: HSPA2
Product: heat shock protein family A (Hsp70) member 2
Exons: 2
Coding region: 51-1958 (635 amino acids)
Biological process (GO): protein refolding; cellular response to unfolded protein; vesicle-mediated transport
Cellular component (GO): plasma membrane; cytosol; cytoplasm
Molecular function (GO): heat shock protein binding; ATP-dependent protein folding chaperone; ATP hydrolysis activity
Source: RefSeq, a predicted model, not a curated record